AUGUUCAAAGAAGCAAGUAACAAGAUUGUAAAAUCAGCACAAGAACUGGACCUAGAAGUGGAUCAGAAUGAUGUGGAGGAGUUGACUGAGUCUUAUGGAGAACAACUGUUGAAUGAGGGUCUGAUUGAGUUGUUACUUGGAAAGAUCUUAGAAAAAGAAAUGGAAGCUUCGGAAUCAAAGUCAAAGCAUAAAAUGUUCACAGUUUCAGGUCUGACAGAUGAAAAAGUGAAGGCCUAUCUUUCUCUUCACCCCCAGGUACUCGAUGAAUUUGUUUCUGAAAGUGUAAGUGCCGAGACAGUUGAAAAAUGGCUGAAGAGGAAAACCAACAAACAGGAAGAUGAAGGAAUUUGUAAUGAAAUCACCCGGUACCGGGAUACAAAUAUGCAAGGCGUUGUAUAUGAACUAAACAGCUAUAUAGAACAACGGUUGGAUACAGGAGGAGACAACCAGCUGCUGCUCUAUGAAUUGAGUAGACUCAUCAAAAUAGCCACAAAAGCAGAUGGAUUUGCACUGUAUUUCUUGGGAGACUGCAAUAAUAGUCUAUGUAUGUUCACACCACCUGGAGUAAAGGAAGGAAAACCACGACUAAUCCCAGCUGGGCCAAUUACCCAUGGUACAACAAUAUCUGCUUAUGUAGCCAAAUCGAGGAAAACAAUGCUAGUGGAAGAUAUCCUUGGGGAUGAACGAUUUCCCAAAGGUAUUGGAUUGGAAUUAGGGACACGUGUCCAGUCUGUUCUUUGUUUACCAAUUGUCACUGCAAUUGGUGACCUCAUUGGUAUCCUUGAACUGUAUCGGAAUUGGGGCAAAGAAGCUUUCCAUAUCUGUCACCAAGAGGUUGCAACAGCGAAUCUUGCCUGGGCCUCAGUAGCAAUACAUCAAGUCCAAGUAUGCAGAGGCCUUGCCAAACAGACUGAAUUGAAUGACUUCCUACUUGAUGUAUCAAAAACCUAUUUUGAUAACAUAGUCGCAAUAGAUUCUCUACUUGAACACAUAAUGAUAUAUGCAAAAAACUUGGUGAAUGCAGAUCGUUGUGCACUUUUCCAGGUAGACCAUAAGAACAAAGAAUUAUAUUCAGACCUUUUUGAUAUUGGGGAGGAAAAUGAAGGGAAGCCUGUCUUUAAGAAGACCAAAGAAAUAAGAUUUUCAAUUGAUAAAGGAAUAGCUGGUCAGGUGGCUAGAACAGGAGAGGUCCUUAACAUCCCAGAUGCCUAUGCGGACCCACGCUUUAACAGGGAAGUAGACCUAUACACGGGUUAUACCACACGGAAUAUUUUGUGUAUGCCUAUUGUGAGUCGAGGGAGUGUUAUUGGUGUUGUGCAGAUGGUGAACAAAAUAAGUGGAAGUGCCUUCUCCAAAACAGAUGAAAACAACUUUAAAAUGUUUGCAGUCUUUUGUGCUUUAGCCUUACACUGUGCUAAUAUGUAUCAAAGAAUUCGCCAUUCAGAGUGCAUUUACCGAGUAACCAUGGAAAAGCUUUCCUAUCAUAGCAUAUGUACUUCAGAAGAAUGGCAAAACCUCAUGCAGUUCACAGUCCCAGCAAGCCUCCACAAAGAAAUCGAAUUAUACCAUUUCGAUAUUAGUCCUUUUGAGGAAAUGUGGCCUGCCAUUUUUGUCUACAUGAUACAUCAGUCCUGUGGGACAGCCUGCUUUGACUAUGAAAAGUUAUGUCGUUUUAUUAUGUCCGUUAAGAAAAACUAUCGACGAGUUCCUUAUCACAACUGGAAACAUGCAGUUACUGUGGCACAUUGCAUGUAUGCCAUACUUCAGAAUAAUCAAGGGCUUUUUACAGAUCUGGAGCGAAAAGGACUUCUGAUCGCAUGCCUGUGUCAUGACCUGGACCACCGGGGAUUCAGUAAUAGCUACCUUCAGAAGUUUGAUCACCCUUUGGCAGCUCUGUACUCCACUUCAACCAUGGAGCAGCACCACUUUUCACAGACAGUAUCUCUCCUACAGCUGGAAGGGCACAAUAUCUUCUCCUCUCUGAGCUCCAGUGAAUAUGAGCAGGUGCUGGAGAUCAUCCGCAAAGCCAUCAUCGCCACAGACCUUGCUCUGUACUUUGGGAACAGAAAGCAGUUGGAGGAGAUGUACCAGACAGGAUCGCUAAACCUUAAUAAUCAAGCACAUAGAGACCGGGUAAUUGGUCUAAUGAUGACUGCUUGUGACCUUUGUUCUGUAACAAAGCUGUGGCCAGUUACAAGAUUGACAGCUAAUGACAUAUAUGCAGAGUUCUGGGCUGAGGGUGAUGAAAUGAAGAAAUUUGGAAUCCAGCCUAUCCCUAUGAUGGACAGAGACAAAAAGGAUGAAGUCCCUCAAGGCCAACUUGGCUUCUAUAAUGCUGUAGCAAUUCCCUGCUAUACUACCCUUAUGGAGAUCUUCCCUCCUACUGGACCACUGCUCCGGGCUUGCAGGGAUAAUCUUGGCCAAUGGGAGAAAAUAAUUAGAGGAGAGGAAAGUCUUAUAUGGCUUCCAAACCAGACAGGAGCUCCAGAGACCUCUUGCUCAGUGUCUUUGAAGAUUGAUCAACAGUGAUUAUUAGUUUUCACCUGAAGGCUUCAUCCUCAUCCCUCUCUUUUUUAUAUUAUUUUAUUUUGUGGAGGGAGAGUGAAACAGAAAAAAGCCACACCUGCUAACUGGGACACAAACCUUUCCAAGGAAGGUAACAUCAAGGAGAUAUCUCAACUGGAUGACUACCUGCCAGUCUCAUCUGUGAUAUACUGUAAACAGUGAGAACUAGGACUACUUAUGUUUUGGGAUCAGCUGUCCAAGCGAACUCCAUAUGACUUGCAAAGUGGCCUUUUCUCAUAGGCUUUUGCUGAAGCCUUAAUUUAAAACUGAAGAAACUUUUACCAUGGGGGUACUUUUUAAGUUGUAGCUUUCUAGAGAAGGUUUAAAAUGGUACUUUUACUGUAUUGUUCUUUGGCAGGCUUUCACAACAAUGUUGCUUGGAAGUUCUUGGUUAUAAAUAGGAAUUUUUACACGUUACUAUGGUGAAUGUUUAUGUGUGAUCUACUUAGAAUCAGUUUGACCUCUAGUAGGAAACCUCAGCACUACAAAUGUCAUUGAGGCUGCAGUACGUGGAGUUUCCUUCUGCAAUCAGGAGUGGGAGAAAAUCACUUUCCAGGUUCAGAGCUCCAAAACCUGUUUUAGUCAGUGAUUCCAAGUAACUGUUCCAUGCUAGGAGUUGCAGGUUAGGAGAGCUUACUUUAAGAGAUCGUCCACUUUCUUUUUUCUAAAUACCAAAACUUAGAUAAAACCUUGAACAAAGUCUCAUUCAUAGCAAACCAAGGAACGAUUUAUUUUUCCUUUUUUAAAAGUUGCACAAGAAAAUCAGUUCAUCUGGCCUUCUCACUUGAAGAUUAAAAUUUAAUGGGUGCAGCUGUAUUGAGAACAGUAAAAAGAAGGAAAGGGUAUAAUUUCCUACCAAAUAGCCCUGUUGAUCACAAAUGUAUUCUCUUUUGUACUGAAUUUUUUUUACAACCAAUGUCACAAAUGUCCAUUUUCAGACACAUAUCCCAAAUGAAAAAAAUACUCAU
Molecule: messenger RNA, 3533 nt
Organism: Trichosurus vulpecula (common brushtail)
Lineage: Eukaryota; Metazoa; Chordata; Mammalia; Diprotodontia; Phalangeridae
Gene: PDE10A
Product: phosphodiesterase 10A
Exons: 22
Coding region: 1-2529 (842 amino acids)
Biological process (GO): negative regulation of receptor guanylyl cyclase signaling pathway; signal transduction
Molecular function (GO): protein binding; 3',5'-cGMP-stimulated cyclic-nucleotide phosphodiesterase activity
Source: RefSeq, a predicted model, not a curated record